Molecule: messenger RNA, 2464 nt
Organism: Sinocyclocheilus anshuiensis
Lineage: Eukaryota; Metazoa; Chordata; Actinopteri; Cypriniformes; Cyprinidae
Gene: mst1
Product: macrophage stimulating 1
Exons: 18
Coding region: 54-2186 (710 amino acids)
Biological process (GO): regulation of receptor signaling pathway via JAK-STAT; proteolysis
Molecular function (GO): receptor tyrosine kinase binding; serine-type endopeptidase activity
Source: RefSeq, a predicted model, not a curated record
GAAUCAAAGUCCUCAGAUGAGCUCUGCUGUUGGAGUAAAGCAGCUCUUAUACCAUGACUCCACUCUUCUUUCUCACAGCUCUGCUGCUCUGGCCUGACACAGUUCAUGCAUUUCGCAGCGCACUGAAUGAUUUCCAGCGAUCCGAGGGGAGAGAGCUGGUCCUGAAAUCCUGGAACGUCAACCGUCUGACUGAAUUUCCAGGAAUCACUUUGGAGGAUUGUGCUAAACGUUGCACAGAGAGUCCAGAAUGCAGAGCUUUUAAUUAUGAGUUUCGUCCAUCUUUGGUGUGUAAACAUCUGCCCUGGGUGGGCGACGGAGACAAUGCAGAUGUCAAGAGAAACGUGAACUGUGACCUUUAUGAGAUGAAAGUCUAUGUAAGGAAGUGCAUUGUGGGUAAAGGAGAAGACUAUCGAGGGAAAGUGUCGACGACUAAGAGUGGACGAACAUGUCAACAGUGGUGGUCCAAAUUCCCUCAUGAUCACAGAUGGACUCCGUCUGCUACUAAUGGCCUGGAGCUCAACUAUUGUCGUAAUCCGGACGGCGACCGCAUCGGACCCUGGUGUUACACCACUGACCCUGAACGCAGAUAUGAGAGCUGCGACAUUCCCCAGUGCAAAGACGAGGUGUGCAUCACUUGUAAUGGAGAAGACUACAGAGGUCAGGUGGAUCACACAGUGAGCGGGAAAGAGUGUCAGAGAUGGGACCAACAGUAUCCGCAUCAACACAUCUACCAGCCAGAGAAGUAUCCUGAUAAAAGUUUGGAUGAUAAUUAUUGCCGUAACCCGGAUGCGUCUCCGGUGCCCUGGUGCUACACCACUGACCCGACGAUGGAGAGAGAGAGCUGUGAUAUACGCAAGUGCCCUGAGUCUCCCAAGCGCCGUUUUCGCUCCGGCUACACCACUAAUUGUUUCCGGGGUCGUGGAGAAGAUUACAGGGGCAAAGUCAACGAAACAACCUCUGGAAUCCCCUGUCAGCGCUGGGACGCCCAGAAACCCCACAAACACCCUUUUUUCCCCAAAACCUACGAGUGCAAGGGUCUGGAGGAGAACUACUGUCGUAACCCGGACGGUUCAGAGGCGCCCUGGUGUUUCACGUCUCUCUCUGAGAUGAGGACGGCUCUCUGCCUGCAGAUCAAACGCUGUGCUGAUGACAUUGAGGCUGAAGAUUGCUAUAAUGAAAUUGGCAGAAACUAUCGGGGUGUUGUCCGCAAGACACGUAAAGGUAUUCUCUGCCAGAAAUGGAGCGUCAAUACACCUCACAAAACCAAGAUAAACCCCAAAACACACCCAGAGGCCAACCUGACUGACAACUACUGCAGAAACCCUGACGGAGACCAUCACGGGCCCUGGUGCUACACCACUGACCCCAAGACUGAGUUUGACUACUGUGCCAUCAAGCAGUGUGCUGGAGAGAAAGUGCCAAUCAUCGGGCCAACAACGGAGGUUGUGUUUAACGAGUGUGGGAAGCGGGACGACCGGACUGUGAAGAGCAGGUUAAGAAUAGUGGGCGGCACACCUGGAAACUCUCCCUGGACCGUCAGCCUUCGAGACCGGAAAGGAAAUCACUUCUGUGGAGGUUCUCUGGUCAAUUCCAAAUGGGUGAUCAGCACUAAACAAUGCUUCUCAUCCUGUUAUGUGGACCUCACGGGAUACAGUGCUACGAUGGGCACCUUGUUCCGUGAUCCAAAGGAAGGUGAACCGGACAGACAAACCAUUCCUCUCACCAAGAUCGUCUGUGGUCCUUCUGAAUCCCACCUGGUCAUGCUUCAGCUAGAAACUCCUGCUCAGUUUAAUGAGCGCGUGUCUCAAAUAUGUCUGCCUCCUGAGCGCUACAUCGUUCCAGAGGGAACCAUCUGUGAAAUCGCUGGUUGGGGAGAAACAAAAGGAAAGGGGGAUGAGACUGUACUGAAUGUGGCUCAGAUGCCUGUACUGAGCAAUAAAGACUGUAACCCAUAUUUCAAGGGCCGUGUCCGUGAGAAUGAGAUGUGCACUAUGCCAUUCGUGGCCGGAGUUGGCGCCUGUGAGAGAGACUAUGGCGGCCCUCUGGCCUGUCAGAACAGUGACUGUUGGGUUCUAGAGGGAGUCAUCAUACCAAUGCGCCGCUGCGGACACGCCGGCCAACCAAACAUCUUCAUCCGUGUGUCUUUUUAUGUGGAUUGGAUCAAGAAGGUCAUGGAGAUGACCUGACGACAGAAAAACGUACAUUGUAACAUGUGACAGCACGUCUUUUAGCAUACGUUUCAAACUGCUCAAUCUUCUAUAAGCUAUAAAUAUAUUAAGUAGUUGGAAUGUAAUAUACGUAAAAAAUACUGUUUUAUAAAAUUAUGUAUGCUUUUUUGUAACAUUCUGUAUUGGGGUUUAAUUUACAUAAUAUGUAUGCUUGCAUUUGUGAAAUAUAUAGAUAUACAGGUGCACAUAUAUUUACACUAAACCUGAAAUCAGUCUGAGCUAUAUAGAAUUUUUUA